Molecule: messenger RNA, 426 nt
Organism: Hyaloscypha bicolor E
Lineage: Eukaryota; Fungi; Ascomycota; Leotiomycetes; Helotiales; Hyaloscyphaceae
Product: prefoldin subunit 4
Exons: 3
Biological process (GO): protein folding
Cellular component (GO): prefoldin complex; cytoplasm
Source: RefSeq, a predicted model, not a curated record
CAGCUAUCCAAAGAAGAUGAGGCUGCAACCGGCAGCGACGAGAUUGAGGUCCGGAGAGAGGACCAAGACAAGAUCAACAAAUUCAGUCGACUGCACCAACGAGAGAUUGGCCUUGAAGACGAGUUGAAGCUGAAACAUGUUCGUCUACAUAUCCUCUACCUACGAAAAGAGAAAGAAGACCUUGACGAUAUCUCGAGCGAGCUAGAGCUCGCAGACGAAGACGACAAGAUCCCUUACAGAGUUGGCGACUCUUUCAUCUCCUUACCCCUGCCCGAAGCCCAAGAAAUGCUGUCGACCAACACAACCAAGAUAGAAGAAGAAGUCUCGGUGCUGGAGGGGAAGAUUGCCACAGUUAGAGAGGAAAUGUCAGAAUUGAAAGUCGAACUUUAUGCAAGAUUUGGCCGGAGCAUCAACUUGGAGACAUAG